UGCGCAAUUCACUGCACUCCAAAACAACCGCUUUGCUACAUAUUCUACCUGUGCAAAGCUUAUAAUGUUCAGUUUUUAUUAAAACAUUCUUGAUUGUCCAUGUUCGUAAUAAAGUGACAACUGACUGUAUGUGCUUUUGUACUGCUAACCUGCUCCAAAGCACUACGGUGGUGUGAAGAUUUUGUAGGUUUGAGUGAUAGGAUGGCAUUUGGCUUUGACUAAUAAUGUAAGGAUGAUAUUCUACAAGACGCAUUUACACACCUACGUAUUGUUUUGAACCCCACAAAGGCCCACUCAUUGUGCAAAAAAACACAAACAUCAUUGUUCUGUAACAUAGUUUAGAUAGAUACGCAUAGAUUAUGGCUCAUAGGGUUCAACUCCUGAUGGAGAAUGUGUACAUCUAGCUCAAAAUUCUCAAAGUAAAAAACAUUUAGAGCUCAUUUAGUUCUUAAACGUGACCUUUGAACAGCUCCACAGAAGACUUAUGACUCAUAUAGCUUCAAACACCAUGCGCACUGCUGGAAACUACUGAAAACCCCUAAUAAACUCUUAUUGUAGACAUGUAGGUGUGUGAUAAGGGUCUUUUCAAAAUUUCUGUGGUGUAAGUAUUUAAAAUAAUCUCAGUACUGAAACGCUCCCAUUUUGAGUAAAUGUCAAAAAUGAUUUGAGCAGGGUGGAGCUCAUGGAUAAGUGAUAGAUUUGGCAUGGCAGAGCGCUAACUAUUUGAGGAUGAGGCUGCUUAUAAAUGCUCAUACAUAUCUCUAUAUAUUUCCUCAACUGAAAUCUGACUUAGCGCUUGUUAUUUUAAAAAUAUUUAUAUAUAUAUCUAUUUUUAUUUGUCUUUUUUGUGAAAAUUAGGUGACACAAACAUGAUGAAUAAAUUAUUUUGUAGACGAUAACUUAAGUUUCCUGUUGACUUUUUUUUCUUCUCUGGUGAGCUAUUGCAUAUUCAUAGCAGCAAUGUGGAUGUGGUGGAAAGGCACCACACAGACACCGCGCAAAGGGUCUGAAACCACAUCCUUAGUCACGCCACUUAUGAUGACGCCUUCACUGUCACAAAGGCUGAGCAGUUGUUCCACUAAAUGUUCUCACACAGACAUCAGCACAUUAGUGACUCCGCUAGGUAGUUGACUGGUUAAGUGGCAGAAUUUCAAAUUAAAAAAGUUUCAGCUGCUGUGUUUCUUCCUGCCUAAACCAGCGGCUGAUAACAGUGGGUCGUCCCCAUGGCUCAUAAACUUGUGUGCUUAUUGUUGCUGUGGGACCUCACUUUGUUGAUUCAUGGAGUCACGUCUUUCUGCAAUGUCACCUGCUCGACGGACUUUGCCACUUCACUGAAUUGUUCCUGUUCAGGCGCUGUGCCGACAUAUCCGGUCCAGGUCCAUGUCAAGUGCAGUGAUGAUUUUGAUGAGGUCAAUGGCAACUGUGAAGUCAAACCACCUCAAUCCUGGUGCGUAAUGUAUCCGGAAGACCUGGAUGAUGUUACAGCAGUUGGAACCAAUUGUACUUUGACAGUCAGUCAGAAAGACGAUCAAGGACUAACAAAGACCAGUGAGUCAUCCCCUUGGGCUCUGAGCGAUGUGGUGAAAGCUGAGCCUCCUUCAAAUGUCCAAGUGACAAACACUGACAGAGUCUACAACAUCACCUGGGACCACAAUCACAACCAAAAAGACUGUGUCACAUACAGGGUGCGCAUAAGAGAGAGCAAAGACUUGUCAAAGGAUCCAGUUUUUUCUCUUUUGAUGGAAACACAGGACAUUCCUUUAGACCAUAACAGACUCCAUCCACAUUUCAACUAUACUGUGGAUGUUCAGGCCAAAAUGUGUUCUAACAAUCUUUAUCGUGGUCCGUGGAGUGAGUGGAGUGCCACUACAGAGUGGAGAACGACAGGAACAGAUGUAGAGGAUGAAGAACUUGGUGAAUACUUGUGGGUUUCCUACCUGGGCAUCAUUCCUCUCAUAGUCUUCCUCUUACUGGUUUAUUUAAAAAGAACGUUUUUGCAGAAAAAACUCCAGCUGAUUACAUUCAUCCCCAGGCCAAAUGAGUUUUUUAAGCCCCUCUACCACAGCUAUGAAGGGAACUUCAAGGAGUGGGUGAAGCCUGUUUUUAGUGAGUAUGAUUACCUGAAGGUCAACUCACACGUUCAGACAAUGAGCGAGAAGCAGCACGACAUCCUCCAGUGGAACAACGAGAAGCAAAGCUACAGUGACGACAUUGAGACCAAACAAGGUGGUCAUUCCCCCCAUAUGUUGCAGCCUCACAACAAUUUGUUGCUGCAAUUCCAGGAUGGCAGCAGUUCACAGGGCACCAGCCACUCCAUGGGACACAUCUCCAUCCAUACCGUAACCCUGUCCGGAGAGGAGUGCGAGGAUGAGGUCAUGUCGCAGGGCUCCAUUAACACCCUCAGAAGUUACCAAGAUGGAGAAAGCUUUGGUUCGUUUGAGGAAGACAACAGAGAACACGCUGGCUAUGAUUUAGAGGCACCUCAGCUGUCCAGGAUGGACAGACAAAGUGGGAUAUUACCACAACAUGAAAACCAAAUAUCUAAUGAGUUAUCAGUGGAAAACACAAACUUUCAGCCACGUGCUCAGUUUAAUGAACCAGAGAGGCUAUCACUUGACUCAUUCGCCUCAAAUGAGCAGUCAGAAGACGGCUACCCUCAUGUGGACUUGGACACCAUUGACAGUGGAUUUGUAGAGUGCAGCAGCCCUGGGGCCUCAGACGCAAACACAGGAGAGCAGAUGGAGUGUGAUUUAUUCUGUGAUCACAAAAACUCAAAUUCUAACUAUGUCAAGCAGUGGAUGAUAUGUAACACUAUUCAGGAGGACUCCAGCAACUCAGAGAAUGAACUACAUGAAAUGCAGUGAUUGUCGCUGCUGAUUUACUGCCAUGAUUACAGUUUGUAGUGCUGUAGGACAUUAUUGUUGGCAUUUUCACAACAGAUACUUGAAUUAAAAGAUGAUUUUAGUCGUCUGGUCAGUACAUAAUCUUGCAUGUUUUGUUCAUCUUGACAUGUUUAUCUGUGCACUGUGUACUAUGUAUGUAUAUAGUCCCAUUUCUUUGUGUUUCUGUGCGUAUUUUUCUUUUAAAAGACUGGAGUGUGCCAACGUGAUAGUUUUAACUUUUUCUAAUUGUCUCUUGUGGUGUUUUUUUUUAUUAUUUGAAUGGUAAUUUGAUUCAUUAGUUUUAAAUGUAUCAAUUUAUUAAUAGAUCAGAGUAAAGCAAUGAGAGUUCAUAAUUAUUCUCAUGGGACAGUCCAGACUUCAUAGACAUAAGACAGAAUCACAGUUCUGCAUAUUGCUUUUGUUUAUGCUGUUGGAGAGUUUUUUGUCAUUUUGUUACUGUAUGUACAGCUUCUCAUGGUCAUGCAUGCUUCAUUAGUCUAUACUGCAGCACCAGCAUGCACGCUGCCUUAUCAAGAUGUCUGAUAAUGUUUGUUUUCCUUGUAUAUGCAUUUUGUCUGUAACCACUGUAACCAUUCAUCCUGUUUUGUGCAAUGUCAGUAAAAUGAGCAAACUUGGAGCAACAUGAUUAUGUCUCUGACCUUGACCUCAACUAUUAGGAGGCUUUGACAAUCUAUUCUUUCACUUUGAGUUAUGUGCAGAAUGUUCUCAGAGUAUGUUUGCUUGCUUUCACCAAAUGGCUUGUUUGCAUAGUUACUGUACCAAAGUAUUUUGCCAUUCUACUGGGAAAUUCCCAAAACACAUAAAAAUGGACAAACAUAAAUGUUUUGAUGAUUUUUUUUCCCUCUUUGGGCCCCAUGUUAUGUAUUUUUCCUAUACUUGGUAAAUGUAUGUAACAUCAGGAUGUUUAAUAGAGUUAGUUUCAAGGUACAUAUUUGUCAGGUUUUGGUGAAUAUCAUUAACUGAUAAUAUCUAAAAGAGUAAGAGUGUCUGAGGGUGGAUUUUUCCUACUGAAAGGGCUCCUGAUGGGUCUGUAGUGGGAGGGGGAAGUGUAGCUCAUUUACUUUCCAAGUUGAGUUUCUCCACCAACAAAUGGUCUCACAGUGUUGUUUGUUUAAGUACAAGUCUGUUUCUUCAUCCUACACCAGUCUACUUGUUACUGUUUACAAAUUCCACAACCCUCUGACCUGGGUUUGACCCUAUGAAUAAAAUCUGUUUUCUCA
This is a messenger RNA of Lates calcarifer (barramundi perch), 4123 nucleotides long. It is a transcript of the gene il21r.1, whose product is annotated as interleukin 21 receptor, tandem duplicate 1. Gene Ontology annotation, cellular component: external side of plasma membrane. Lineage: Eukaryota; Metazoa; Chordata; Actinopteri; Centropomidae. The record is from RefSeq and is a predicted model, not a curated record. Gene Ontology annotation, molecular function: protein binding; cytokine receptor activity. Gene Ontology annotation, biological process: immunoglobulin mediated immune response; cytokine-mediated signaling pathway. The coding region runs from base 1224 to 2864 and encodes 546 amino acids. The transcript has 9 exons.